Lingula anatina is the source of this 3965-nucleotide messenger RNA. RefSeq lists its product as uncharacterized. Lineage: Eukaryota; Metazoa; Brachiopoda; Lingulata; Lingulida; Lingulidae. The record is from RefSeq and is a predicted model, not a curated record.
UUGACAUGAUGGCGGGAUGACAAAACUUCCUUUUAAAUCAUAGUGCUGUAAAAUAAUUGUUGCUGAUAAUAAUGAAGCGCAAACGUGAACAGUCUAAAGGAGUACAAAAGGUUACAAAGUUUUUCAAGGCAUUAACACAUCAAGGUGCUUCUUAUAAACAGAGAGUCAGGUUAGGGGGAGAUUCAGAAGCAUCAGUAAUUGCAUGUGAUACAAGUUCUUUCUGCAAGUCUAGUAACUCCCUGUCCUUUGACAGAUGUGCAGACCCUGUCCAUACUCCAGUAGUUGGUGCAGAGCUUUGCUCUCCCUUUAGUGCUAGUGUAGUUACAGGUGCAUCAAGUGAUGUCAAAUCAAUGAUGAACAAGCAUUCUUUUAGAAGAGGAAAGUCGAGUAACCACAAGCGAUUAUCUUGGCAUUCACAAAGAAGAACAUCAGUUCAUACUGCUACAUCUUCUAACCUUUUGGACCCCUUCAGACAAAAUGUCAGGAAUAGAAAUUACACUUCCCAGUCUCUGGACACAUGCUCAGAUAUAGACUACUACAGGCAACCCUUCUGGACCCCUUACUUCAGUGCUGAAAACUUGGCAACAUAUCAAUAUGAUAACGUGACGCAGACUUUCCUGAAUGACAACUGUGAAAAAUAUGGGUUGGAUGUAAAUUAUGUAGAUCACUAUCAACAAAAAAACAGAGAACUCUAUAAGAUACGGCAUCCAGAAACAGAGACUAAUUAUAUCUUUGAUGAUUAUUAUGCCCCCAUGCCUUGUUCACAUGCUUUACUAAGUGAUAAGCAGAAACAACCCACAUGUGGCAAGUCUCCAUUGAAUGAAAAUACAACUGUCAUGCCCUCAAAUGAAAAUAUUGAUAUUGAGCACAGAUCAGAAUUUUUUAAGCAUGAUAAACAUACCAGUAGCACAAGUGGUAUAGAUUGUAAGAAAAAAGAUACAGAGAAUCAACUUGCCAUAAUGGAACUGGAUUUACCAAGCAGCAGCCAGGCUAGAGAAAAGAAGAGGUAUACUCCAGAUUUGUUAGGCUCCGGGGAUAAUCCCAAGGUAUCACCACAGAUUUUUAAUGAAGGAGAAGAAAAUAAAAGCAAAGAGAUGUUGGUGCACAAUAGUGAAAUAAAUUUACCCAAAAUUAGCUGUCAUCAAGCUCAGGCAGCUUGUGAUGUGAAAUCUGCUGGUUUCCAGGAACUUGAUCAAGGACAAGAUGUUUCCAAUCAGCGUCAUCUACAUAGUAUAGAUGCAGGUCCCAGUAAAAAAGAGAGAGGAGAUGCUAAUUCAAAAUGUGACAUGUCUAGGGAAACCAGUCCUGGUGAAGAUAUAACCUCAUCAGUUCAGAAUGCCUUGCUGACCAUGAAACAUAUAAACUUCAGUAAUAAUGACAGAGAGGAUGUUUCCAAGAAACUAUGUCAAGAUCACUCAGACCAAGGACUUUGCGAUUUGUCUGAAGAUGGAGACAUAAGUAAAAUUGUGCCGAAAAAAAGUCCAAACGGUCGUAUCAACAUCGGAAACAGCUCAGUGUAUGGUGAAAAGAUGACUGGUAAAUCUGUGGAGACUACUGGACAGCCCUCUGAAAGGGAUGGUUCAUCUGAACUAAAACCUGUAACAGAUGGCAUUUUAAGUCAUUUUCUAAACAUGUCCCCAGCAUCAGAAGGGGAAAUCAUUGACAAACAGAAGCAUGAGCAAUUUUCACAGACAGUGUAUUUGACAGAUACCAUUGAGUUUCCCCCACAAGAGCAAAGUUCCAAGCCCAAAGCCGCAAGUCGCAUUUCUGUCAGAAAUCAUUCAUUAGAAUCAAAAAUUGGCCAACACAGUUCAAGACAGAGACACCACAGUUAUGAGCAUGGUAAAACCAAAAGUAAGGGAAUUCAAGGAAAAAAAAGGUUCAGACACCCUAGCAGUGACUUGCAGAAGGUUAAAUAUUUUCAAGACCGACAUGGUGGACAAUCUGGCAAGCAAUUUAAAGGUGAACCUUCCCAUUGUUCUUCAGACACUACUAGAGGUGAUCUGCAUGGCAGCAACAUGAAGAGAAUGCAAGAAAUCAUGCCAAAGAAACUCCUUUCCCCCCUUGCUUUACCAGAGCACAUUGCACAAGCUCUGGAGGCAAGUCGCAGAAACAGUUUUAGUUUGGAAAAAGAAAAGUCAAACAAAGAAAAAGCAGCUGCUGAUGGUGGACAAGCACAACUACCAUCAUCAAAGACAGUUGAACGAACAAACUCAUUUGCCAUGAUCGAAGCAGAAUUUGGUGGCAGUAAUUUAAGUGGUGGUGAUAGUCCCUCAUAUGGGUCUGAGGAUGGACACCAAGAUGGAGUGACCUCAGAAAUGACCACCAGGAAAACCAACAAAGAUCCUAUCGUUCAAAGGUUAAAGCCAGACAACCUUAAGUCUGCCUUGAGUAAAUUAAGACUGUUGACAAAAUCUGCUAUAGGGACUCCACAGAAGUUGCAAAGGGGUGGAGAAGCAGAAGCCUCUGACUCUUGCCCUGAAACAGUGGACUCCAACACAUUCAGUGGCAUAUCCAAGGGAACAACUAAUGCAAUGAGGAAACAAAACAUGGGAAAACAACACAAUCAGGCUGGUUUCAUGGACAAUUCAUUUGAUCUAACACACACUGACAGCCCUAAUGGCAGUGAUUCAGAUGAAGAUGAGGAUUUACCUCAAGUGCCAUUUUCCAUCUUAGAAGCCAGCACAAGACCUGUGCCUGGUACACCUACCAAAGACUUAGAGCUUGAAGAUGACCCUUCUCCAACAAGAGAUAUAGCGUUUCCUACUGUGGCUUCUCCAAACUACCUAUUUUCCUUAGAUGGACUCUUGGAGGAGAAGACAGAAAAGGAAAUGGAAAAUCAAGAGUUGUCAAGAAUGGAAAGGGAAUUAUUGGAAGGUAUACGUCAGGGUGGCAUGAAGUCUGUAGUAGAUCAAGAAAAUGAAUGUGAGCAGGAAGAAGAAUUACUUCCCCAGCACAAGGAAAUGUUAGAAAAAUUGAUGGCAUGCCCCCCGCAGAUAAAACCUACACAUCCGGGAGAGACCAUUUUUCACCACAAGCUAUACGGUCAGCUGUAUAGCUACCCAGAGACACUGACCCUCCCAAACUGUGGCUUUGUAGCAGGGAAAAGCUAUGUGGAUAAGAACCUUGUCAAGUUUUCCAGCAGCACCAGUGAUCCAGGUCUUUUGCUGGAGAUGUUGACCUGUGACGUCAUUCAGCUGUGUUUCCGCUCAAUAGCAUGUCCACAGGUCUUUCUGGAGUGGCUAUUUCAGCUCAUGGCUGUCCACCCUAACAGACUUGUCAGCCAAGGUGCAUAUAACAUCUUCCAUGAAGUUCUCCACCACAAGACGUAUGCUGAAGGCUGGGUGCCCUCUCUGAACCUGUUAACACGGGUGUUCAUUAACUAUGGUGCCACAUUAGAUGAUCUUUUCCCAUCUCCAAGCUUGCAACCAGUACAGGAGGGAGACCUGAGGAGAGACUGUGACAAACCAAAUGUGCAUUUUACCACCAAGAAGCAAAUAGAUGAACACCGAGAGGCAGCUGAUGAUGCAUCAACACACACCAACAAAAUACGCUACUGUAGGCCAAACUUGCAAAAGGUGUUGCAGAUACUUACAUUUGCUGUUCAGAAAAGGCCAUCCAGUUAUAGCAGCAGUGAACUUCUGUCAGUGGCAGCCCUCUUGGCCAGAGUGUCACUAGAUGAACAGAUCAAUUAUCGUCUGCUGGAGUAUGACUUCCAGGUCGUGAUGACAUCAUUGUUAGAUGCUUUCCCAGCAGAAGACUGGCCUCAACAGGCAAUAGAACUGUGCAGUGUUAUGUGUGGGCUAAGUGAGCAUCAUCACAGCAAAGUACACUUGGUACAGAAUAUCUGGCCUGUCACCGAGAGAGGGCUGUAUCUACAGCGCAGACUGGCCUACGCCAUGUUGAAAAAUACAGUCCAGGGCAGUGUGGAAUUUUCUGAUGUUACCGAGUUCAAAGUGAGUUAG